Molecule: messenger RNA, 753 nt
Organism: Cinclus cinclus
Lineage: Eukaryota; Metazoa; Chordata; Aves; Passeriformes; Cinclidae
Product: zinc finger protein 79-like
Exons: 2
Coding region: 1-753 (250 amino acids)
Biological process (GO): negative regulation of transcription by RNA polymerase II
Molecular function (GO): DNA-binding transcription repressor activity, RNA polymerase II-specific
Source: RefSeq, a predicted model, not a curated record
AUGAGGAGGGGCUGCAAACGCAGAUCACGGGGAUCUGAGGAGGAAAGACCUAGCCUGGGCCGGGCAGGGGGUCGGAGAUGGAGCCGGAGCUCGGACCUGGUGGUUCAUGAGCAGCUUCAUGAUGGGGAGAAGUCCCACAAGUGCUUGGAGUGGACUCAGUGCACCCAAUUGCUCCGCCACCAGAACAUCCACACUGGGGAACAGCCCUAUAAGUGUGGGGAUUGUGGGAAGGGACUCAGGCACCAUUCCAACCUGAUCCGUCACCAAAAUAUCCACACUGGGGAGAAGCUGUACAAGUGUUCAGAGUGUGGGAAGAACUUCAGCAGGAACUGCCACCUGAUGCAGCACCAGAACACCCACAAUGGGGAAAGGUCCUACAAGUGUGGGGAUUGUGGGAAGAGAUUCAUUGAGCGCACCCAAUUGGUCACACAUCAGAACAUCCACACUGGGGAAAGGCCCUACAAGUGUGGGGAUUGUGGGAAGGGAUUCAGGAACCGUUCCAGCCUGUUCUGUCACCAAAGGAUCCACACUGGCGAGAUGCUCUACAACUGUUCUGAGUGUGGGAAGAGGUUUUACUCCAGCUCCCAUCUCAUCCAGCUCUACCAGACACACACCGAUGAGAGGCCCUACGAGUGUCCUGACUGUGGAAAGGGCUUCAGGCAAAACUCCAAGCUCCACAACCACCCGUGUAUCCACACCACGGUGAGGCCCUACGUGUGUGGGGAGUGUGGGAAGAGCUUCUCCUGCAGAUGA